AUGUCCCUUUUGCAGUACCUCAGCGUGAGGACUGGGCUGCUGGCGGGAGGCAUUCCAUCGCUGCCGAUGCCUUCGCCCCCGCCAGCGGCACCAGACCCUCUGCGCAGCAAUGCUGUCACUCGCGACGUGACCGUCAUCAAGACGUAUGAACCCGAAGUUAUUGAGACAAGCGCUGACGACGACUGCGACGGGAACAGUAAGGCCGGUAGGAACCAGUUCCGUGCGCGCACCGUCAAGGGAGGCAACAAUGGUGUUGCGCUGCGACAGUAUGCCGAAGCGACCCUGGGAGGAGGAAGUCUGAGGAAGGUCGUGAAGCUGCCGGAGGGCGAGGACGAGAACGAGUGGUUGGCGGUAAACAUGGUCGACUUUUACAACCAGAUCAAUCUCCUCUACGGCGCCAUCACCGAGUUUUGCUCACCCAAGUCGUGCCCCGAGAUGAAGGCAACGGACGAAUUCGAGUAUCUGUGGCAGGAUAGUGACCAGUAUAAGAAACCAACCCACAUGUCAGCCCCAGACUACAUUGAGCACCUCAUGACCUGGGUGCAAAGCACCAUAGACAACGAGACGAUGAUGCCGAGUAGGAUUGGCGUUCCCUUCCCCAAGAACUUCCCGUCGCACGUUCGACAAAUCUUCAAGCGCAUGUACCGAGUCUACGCCCACGUCUACUGCCACCACUACAGCAUCAUCAGAGAGCUCGGUCUUGAGCCCCAUCUCAACACGAGCUUCAAGCAGUACGUGCUGUUUGUCGACGAGCACAAGCUCGCGAGCGGCAAGGAUUUUUACGGGCCUUUGAACGACCUUGCCGAAAAGAUGAUUGAGAGCGAUUGA
Messenger RNA from Colletotrichum chrysophilum, 828 nucleotides. RefSeq names its product Maintenance of ploidy protein mob1 (gene MOB11). Gene Ontology annotation, biological process: positive regulation of protein phosphorylation; cell division; signal transduction. Gene Ontology annotation, molecular function: protein kinase activator activity. Lineage: Eukaryota; Fungi; Ascomycota; Sordariomycetes; Glomerellales; Glomerellaceae. The transcript is spliced from 3 exons. The record is from RefSeq and is a predicted model, not a curated record. The coding region runs from base 1 to 828 and encodes 275 amino acids. Gene Ontology annotation, cellular component: cytoplasm; nucleus.